Anoplopoma fimbria (sablefish) is the source of this 3933-nucleotide messenger RNA. RefSeq names its product cell division cycle 34 homolog (S. cerevisiae) a (gene cdc34a). Gene Ontology annotation, molecular function: ubiquitin conjugating enzyme activity. The transcript has 5 exons. The record is from RefSeq and is a predicted model, not a curated record. Gene Ontology annotation, biological process: protein polyubiquitination; ubiquitin-dependent protein catabolic process. Lineage: Eukaryota; Metazoa; Chordata; Actinopteri; Perciformes; Anoplopomatidae. The coding region runs from base 328 to 1056 and encodes 242 amino acids.
ACCGGAAACGGGCUGUAUACUGCGUCCGGCUUGACGGCAGUAGCUUCAGAUGUCGUUAAUAACUCGGGCCACCCGGUGGUUGUUCACAACAACAGAGGAAGCAGCACCAGCUCUGACCAAAUAAAGCCCCGUCGCGAGUUUGAGAUCCUGUUUUGGAACCACACUAACGGAAACCAACGUCGACGCGUUCCCCCUCCGUUCUUCCGUCGUCAGCUCGCUUUGUGCUUCUUCUUCUCCGUCUUCUUCUUCUUCUUCUUCGUCGUCUUCUUCGCAGUCACGUCUGCGGCGGGUUUGCGGAUCCGUUCACACACGUCGUCGCAGCGGAGUAUGGCUCAGCAUGGACACCAUGUAGCCAGUUCCCAAAAAGCACUCAUGCUGGAGAUGAAAAGUCUCCAGGACGAGCCGGUGGAAGGCUUCAAAAUAACUUUAGUGGACGAGUCGGACAUGUACAACUGGGAGGUAGCGAUAUUCGGACCCCCAAACACUCACUACGAGGGGGGGUAUUUUAAGGCUCGGAUCAAGUUCCCCGUCGACUACCCGUACUCUCCACCUGCCUUUCGCUUCCUCACCAAAAUGUGGCACCCCAACAUUUAUGAGAACGGGGAUGUUUGCAUCUCCAUCCUGCACCCACCAGUGGACGACCCACAGAGCGGGGAGUUGCCUUCAGAGAGGUGGAACCCCACACAGAACGUCAGAACCAUCCUGCUGAGUGUGAUCUCUCUGCUGAACGAGCCCAACACUUUCUCCCCGGCCAACGUGGACGCUUCCGUCAUGUACCGCAAGUGGAGGGACAGCAAGGGCAAGGACAGAGAAUACAUCGAAAUCAUCAGGAAGCAGGUGGUGUCGACCAAAGCCGAGGCAGAGCGAGACGGCGUCAAGGUUCCCAUCACGCUGGACGAGUACUGCGUCCGCACGCAAGUCCCGCCCACAGACGACGGCUCCAACCUCUUAUACGAUGACUACUACGACGACGAGGAGCUGGAGGACGACGACGACGAGGACGACAACGAGGACUGUUGCUAUGACAACGACGACUCGGGCACCGAGGACUCCUGACCUUGCCUUCCUGUGACGUCGCCUCGUCCCUGACCAGUCCCUGCCCCCCCCCACCCCGCGCCACACACGCCUCCCUCUCUCGUCAUGGACUGAACUUUAAUUCCCUAAACCCCCCCCUUCCUUCUUAAUAAACCCCUCAUCCUCACUUAUCACAGCCCCCCUGUCCACCUUCUGUCACAUGUGCAGUCAAAGUAUGCACACUAAAACCUGAUACAUCCAAGAAAGGAAAGCUACAGUUGUUUUUGUUUGUUUCUAACAUGUUUCUUUUUUUCUAUUUUACUUUUAUUAGUUGUCUGAGUAGAGGUUUCACAUGAUACACACACACACACACACACACACACACACACACACACACACACACACACACACACACACACACACACACAGCAAUGAUAGUACUUCCUCAUCUGCUUCCGUUUGUCUGCACUGAUAACUGGUUUAAUUUCCUCAAACGCUUUUUAGCUCCAAGACCUGUUCCUUCCUCGGGCUUUGAGCGGAACAAAGCCUGUCCGAUGGCCAAGUUUCUUGUUGAAAAUUUGGCCGAGGAAAUGGUCACGCCUUCUCUCAACAUCAUCAGCGGGGUGGAAUGUAACAUCACAGGUCAGAUCAGAUCAGAGGACAACAAGCAGGGAGCAUUUGCAAAGGAAGCUAAUUAAGACAACAUGGACGCACGGUAUGUGUGUGUGUGUUUAAAAAAAAAAAAGAAGCUGAGUCACUUCUGUCUGUCUCUGAGCCAUGUGUGUGACUUCUGGUUUAGCGGGGUGUUUGAAGCCCUGCCAUGCUUCACCUCUGACCCCUGUGAGCCCCAGGGCUUGUGCUGCUCCACACGGGGGAAGUUAUCCAUUUCACGAAAAAAAAAAAGCUGUUCACACUCCCUUGUGCCUUCCCUCACUCCCUGACAUCACAGACCUGGAUGACUUGUGGGACAGACCGUAUACAAACAAAGGUGGCAGAGGGAGGAACUCAAGCUCACAAGGUUUCAGGUGGGGGGGGGGACAGUGCAAACUACGCACUCCUGAUGGAAAUAGCAGCACCUGUCAGAUGUGUUCAGGGUGUGAAUGAGAAAGGUGUAAAAUCCAACAGCUGAACUAAAGACUGGAAUGUAGAUCCCACAAAACGUCCUCUGACUGCCACGCAGCCUUCAUCGUACAAGCACGUGCUACUAGUGGCCUGGAUGCAUUAAGAAAACAGCUAGCUGAGCCCGCUGCUGCUCAUGAAAUCCAAUGUACUGUAUUUAACUAUAAACUAUGCAGUCAGUGCUUGAACCUACUUAAUAUGCAGUGCUUUAAACGUGGCAGUGAAGCUGAGCCUUUUCAACAGUCUGACCUGAACUCCAGCUUGAGGUUUACAACCUGUGAGGGGCUUUGGACUGACUACGUCCUUUGUUAGAGCUGGACACGUCUAUUUGUAUCCGUCUUUAUGUUUGUCGGUGGUUUGUUUUUCUAACUCAUGAGAGGCACAGGUCUCUGCAGCAGAGUGAGAUUGUACACUAGCCUUCAUGAGAGCUCGCUCCCUAGCGGUGGCUCUCUGUAAUGGCAUUUUUAAACCAACCCCCCCCCACACUUCUGAAAUGCUCGACUGGGCUGCAGCCAUCUUGACUCACCUGAAUCAAUGAACCCUGUAACCUCAAGAGGAGAUCAGGUAGCAGUGUGAGUGAUCCAGAAGAAUGAGAACGGCCUGGUGGAUAUGCAGACUGACUGGGGUUCUUGUUUUUCAGUCUACACUGUCAGAGGCCCCGUGGUUUCUUCUCUCCUUCUCCUAACUGCCAGGAGUGCUCUGUUGCACACUCAAGACACGUUAACACCACCCAACAGUAUUUACGAUUUGGAAUUCCCAACAUCGCUGUAAUCACGUUUCCCUUUGUGUGUGAAUAUUCACCGAUCGUUUUUUUUUUAAGAUGUGCUGAAAAGGAAGCAGAAUUGGGAAGGAAUGGGGGAUAGAGUGGAUCUUUGAGCAUGAACAGGAGAAUGUGGUUCUUCACGAGCAUGCUGUUAUGAUGCGUUUUUGGUUGAGGUCGGGGUUGUGUUCAGAGAAAAAGGUCCCUCUACUCAAUAUUAUCUAAAACUGUUGCAUUGUGAACGGGCUGAGGGUUGUUCCAUUGUUUUUUUUGUGGGGGGUGGGGCUUCUUUUACUGUUUUGAUGUAAUCUUUAAUUUCCAAAUUGUGGUGUGAGCUGCAAUGAUUUCUCUCCUAUAUGUAUUAAGUGCUAUGAAAAUUGACCUGAUUGUUAAAAACCCUGGAUUGUUCAUGGAAGAAAGACUAAAUGUACCAACUUAUUGUACACAAAUAUCAUAAUAGCAGAAAAGUUAUGCAGAACCCAAAUUGACACAGCCCACCACACGGUCAUUUUUCCAGCCUUUUAUCGUGCCCUGAAUGCUCAGAAAUGAGUUCUCAAUAAUUGACUGACUUCCGUCACACACCCCAUGAAUGACCCCCCCCCCCACCCUCACUGUUUUUUAUGUUUUAUGGUGAAUGGGAUUACAUAUUUUGUCAAACUACUGUUAUUUUUAUCGUCUCUCCUCCCCACUCGUCCCCCAGUUCUCUGAGCUGAUUGGUGAUUGCAUCACUGAGGGGGGAAAAAAACCCCAAUCCGUUAAUUACAAAAAAAAACCUACAAGAACCUCAGGAAGACAAAAAAAACCACCUACCAACCAACAAAUAAACAAAUCCUUUUACCAACUGAGUGAACCUAACCCCGGGAGUCUCACUUUUUGGCUUCAAUGGACUGUUUACAAUCUCUACCUUGAUAUGCACAUGUGGAUAUUUGACGAUCACUUGAUGUUUAUUGUUUUUUUUUUUCUUGUUUGUAUUUUUCUUUUUUUCUUAUGGUUUGUAAAUCUAUUUAAAAUCUGAAAUAAAGAUCUUUAUUAGAUAUUGA